Messenger RNA from Drosophila sulfurigaster albostrigata, 1112 nucleotides. RefSeq lists its product as uncharacterized. The transcript is spliced from 3 exons. The record is from RefSeq and is a predicted model, not a curated record. Bases 27 to 908 code for a protein of 293 amino acids. NCBI's taxonomy places the organism in Eukaryota, Metazoa, Arthropoda, Insecta, Diptera, Drosophilidae.
AAGCUAUCUCAUGAUACUUAGCAAAAAUGUGCUCUGACACCAGUCUACAUAGAGCUUUCGUUCAGAUUGGCUGCUUCUCAAUACUAUCAGCUAAAGUUAAAGUGAAAAGUGAACUAGUAACUAUAAACAGAAACUCGCAGAAAUUCCUUAUUAUUCCGACAAUGGCUGACAUAAAGAAGUUGGCAGCUUCAUUAGCUCAAAUAAGUCUAUACUACUCCAUAAUCUGCAUGGCAAUCGAAUUGACCAGUAUGAAGGAUCAUUCCGUAAACGUGGUAAUCGCAAUGACAUGGUUUACAAUCUACCUUAUAAAUACGUUGAUAAAUUUUUGGAUGUUAGAUACGGAUUACAAUACACUUAAGAAGGGCCGUUUAAGAUUUUGGUUUGGUUUCACGUUAUUUUUAUUAAUUAUUCGACUCGUGUGCACUAACUACAGCCACUUGAGUAUGGUAGUUUUGUUACUCACAAUGGUUGUAAAUAUUUAUAUCAUAUUUGUACUUUGGGUAAUAAUGUUAUUGAUUAACAAAAUGGAUAAUCCAACUACAACAGACAUUAGGAGCAGCUUAACUUCCGUCGCAGUUAAUAAUGAAAUAAUAAGUGUCACUGCGGAUGAAACAAAUAUUGAAGAUCUAUCAGAUAAUCUUCGUUCUGCUAUAGACCCAAAUCAUGACGACUUACACAAUGGUGGUCGUGCUAUAGGCUCAAGUUCUAGCAACUUAAACAAUGAUUACCAAAUUGUCUUUGGUACAGCCCCAACUUUGGAUGACUUAAAUAGCGAUUUUACAGAGUUAAACAAUCAUUCUUACAAUCUGUCCAGAUCGGCUGACACUAACAUAACUGCGAAUGCGAAUGCGAAUGAUCCUCCUCCAAGCUACGAUGAUGUUAUGACUCCUAAGAAUGAGAAAUUAUAAAAUCUUAUUUUGUUGACAUUCCGACAGCUAAAGUAAUCAAAUAUUUGUUUAGUAAUUAAUUAAAUAAUUCCACCACAUUUAUGUAUUGGAAAGGCCAGUAACAAUAACGAACAUGGAAACGAAAGAAGGAAUCUAAGUAUUUAUAAGCAAGUAAGAAACCUACAGUUGAGUGUGCUCAACUCUGAAAUACCCGCCACAAAUUAU